This is a messenger RNA of Aureobasidium subglaciale EXF-2481, 1641 nucleotides long. RefSeq lists its product as uncharacterized. Gene Ontology annotation, molecular function: oxidoreductase activity, acting on paired donors, with incorporation or reduction of molecular oxygen; iron ion binding; monooxygenase activity. The transcript is spliced from 2 exons. The record is from RefSeq and is a predicted model, not a curated record. Bases 1 to 1641 code for a protein of 546 amino acids. Lineage: Eukaryota; Fungi; Ascomycota; Dothideomycetes; Dothideales; Saccotheciaceae.
AUGGACUUUUUCAAACAGCUGCCGGUCACCUUCCAAGCUGGCGUAUUUCUUCUAAGCAUUAUCGGAUGUUACGCUUUUGCAAGCAGGAUACAGAGAUACAGGAAUGAGCGCGAUCUUUUACCGUUACCACCCCAGCCUCCUGGCUCGUUCUUUGUUGGCAACAUGACCGAGGUGAUUGCUGCUUCCAAGAUUGGCCAACAACAUCUGCUUUUCGAACGCUGGGCUCGAGAACACGGAGAAAUCUACCGUGUGCGUGUUGGUCCUUUCACAGAGUACUUCAUCAACUCCGACGCGGCAGUGAAAGAGAUAUUCGACAAAGCAUCUGCCCAAACAGCCGAACGACCUCGCUGGAUUGUUUCCAAUGAGCAGAUAUGUAACCAACUCAAUGUGUUGUUGCUCAAUGCUAGCGAUCCUCGCUGGAAGCAUCAGCGCAAGGUCAUCCACUCCGGUCUCACAAGUAUACCGAGAGCAGAUGCUGGCUUACCGUACCUCCACUAUGAGACUGCAAAGUUCAUGCAAGAACUCGCCAGCAAUCCUACUAUAGGCCGUGAGAGCAAGGAACUUUACAGUGCCAUUGGACGUUACACUUAUAGCACAUUCGCUUCUCAGACCUUUGGCAUGGACAUACCCGACACCAACGAUCCCACAAUCGACUACAUAUUUGAGACUGGCCUAGCACAGAUCCAGGGGACACUACCUGGCAAUCAUAUUGUUGAUAUCUUACCGUGGAUGGACAAACUCCCGAUGUUCCUCAAGCCAUGGGAGCGUAACGCUCGGAGGAGAUUCAAGCGGGAUAUGAGUUGGUGCGUGGAACGUCUUAUGCGAAUCAAGAAGGGCAGGACCCGUAACGUAAUUCAAGAUGCCUUCUUGCCACGUGUUCUAGAGGACGAGAAGAAUCUCGGUUUCGGUAGUGUCGAGGAAGCAGCAUACCUCUCGCUCCAACUCAUCAUCGGAGCUGCUGACACAAGCAAGAUGUCCACUUGGUCUUUCUUGGAGGCCAUGAUGACCUACCCGGAAGUUCAGGAGAAAGGUCAUCAUGAAAUCGUCAAGGUCGUUGGUGAUCGCGCGCCUGUCUUUGAAGACUUGGAGCAGAUACCGUACGUACGAUGCUUGAUGAAAGAAACAUGGCGAUGGCGCCCUCCGGUCGCUCUCGGACAUCCACAUACCACCACGCGCGACCUCGAGUAUUGCGGCUAUCGUGUUCCCAAAGGCUCACGGUUACAUCUCAAUGCAUGGGCCAUACAACAUGAUCCCGAUCGUCACGAAAAUCCUGAUCGUUUCUGGCCUGAGAGAUAUGCUGAAGACCAUACAAAUACUAUGCAAAGCAUCAACGCGAGUGAUGUUCGUAAUAGAGAUCAUUUCGCCUUUGGUUCAGGUCGUCGAGUUUGUCCAGGGUAUCAUGUCGCGGAACGCUCUCUUGCUGUUGCCAUCAUGCGUUUGUUGUGGGGCUUCAAGAUUGCGCCUAGCACCGAUGCAAAAUUGCCUUUGAAUCCAAGCAACUUUGCUGGAGAGAUGCCCGGCAACCCCGGCGAACACAUGCCUGUCACUGUCACGGUCCGUGAUGAGAAGACACGCGCUGCAAUUUACAAAGCUUUCAAGGACGCAGCAACUGACCGUGUUCAGCUUGAGCCGCUCGCUUGA